Molecule: messenger RNA, 834 nt
Organism: Rotaria sordida
Lineage: Eukaryota; Metazoa; Rotifera; Eurotatoria; Philodinida; Philodinidae
Source: the annotation of a GenBank genome assembly
AUGGAUGAUCCCAAGAUCUAUUUAGGACUUACCUAUAGGGAUGGUAUUUACAGCUUUUUAGAACAUGCUCAGGCUCACCCACUCUAUAAACAAGUUGAUAUACAAUUAAAUCGUUUAUCAAAUAUUCAACAAGAUGUUUUUAUUAGUUAUAGAAGUCAAAUUUUAUUUGAUGUAUGUUUACAUUCAUCACUUAUAGGACAAAAUUGUACUAUUGAUAAAAAAAUAAAAAUUGAAAAUUCAAUCAUAUAUGAUAAUGGACUUAUUCGUAAUAGUGUACAAAUUGAUAAAGAACGUAUACUUGGUAAAAAUGUUAUUAUUGGUACAAAUGUUCAUUUAAAUCAACGUAUGACUAUGAUUGCAUCGAAUUCUAUAACAUCAACAACUGUAAUACAUGAAAUUGAAAUUGAUGAUGAUAUUGAAAUAUCAUCAGAAAAUGUUAAACAUUCGAAUUUCAAACAAAGAUCUAAUUCCAUAAGUUCAUCAGAAAAAUUUAUUAGUUCAAGCAAUGGAGAAAUAAUGAUAUCAAAUAGUGAUUUAGUUGGUGUCGAUGGUUUUGGUAAAGAGCUUAUUUUUAAUUCUGUAUAUGAUGAUCAAGCAGAAAAUUUUGAACAUAAGGAUGAUGAUGAUAAAAAUCAAUUAAAUGUGUCUGAUGCAUGGUGUUAUCGUAUAGAACGUAGAGAAAAUAGAUGUUCAUCAGUCAUUUUAAAUGAGGACUUUCAAGAAGCAGUUAUUCUUUCAAAAGAAAAUAUCGCAUUCAGAAAAAUCAAAUUAUUGGAAGACAUUAACAUUAAUUAUGGGUCAAAUAACACAAUUUAUAUUAAAAAAAAUAUAUGA